Messenger RNA from Uloborus diversus, 2849 nucleotides. RefSeq names its product RNA cytidine acetyltransferase-like. Gene Ontology annotation, molecular function: 18S rRNA cytidine N-acetyltransferase activity; ATP binding; tRNA binding. The record is from RefSeq and is a predicted model, not a curated record. Lineage: Eukaryota; Metazoa; Arthropoda; Arachnida; Araneae; Uloboridae. Gene Ontology annotation, cellular component: nucleolus; 90S preribosome. Gene Ontology annotation, biological process: rRNA acetylation involved in maturation of SSU-rRNA.
GAAAAUAUUGCGCUCAUCGCCCCGCACGUGUUUGUUUAAUAACAACAACAAAUAUUUCAUGCUUAUAUAAAAUAUGGUUCGUAAAAAGAUUGAUAACCGUAUUCGUAUUCUGAUUGAAAAUUGUGUCUCUUCACAUCAUCGUUCUCUGUUUGUGGUUGUAGGAGAAAAAGCAAGAGACAAUGUUGUCAUUUUGCAUGAAAUGCUGUCUAAAGCAGAAGUCAAGGCAAGACCAACUGUACUAUGGUGUUAUAAGAAAGAUCUAGGUUUCUCCACAAAUAAGAAGAAAAGGAAGAGAAUGAAGAAAGCUCAAACUAUUCAAGGCAAACAGCAAUUUGACGAAGAAGAUGCAUUGGAAUAUUUUAUUGCAUCCACAAAUAUUAGAUACUGUUAUUAUAGCGAAACACAUUCAAUUUUGGGACAAACAUUUGGAAUGGCUAUAUUACAAGAUUUUGAAGCACUGACUCCCAACUUAUUGGCUCGUACAGUUGAAACAGUUGAAGGUGGAGGAAUGGUAGUCAUUUUGCUGCAAACUCUUACCUCUUAAAGCAGUUGUACACUAUUGACCAUGGAUGUGCAUGCUCGUUACAGAACUGAGUCUCACCAGACAAUUAUUUGCAGAUUUAAUGAGCGAUUCAUUUUAUCACUACCCCUACCAUGCUGGCUUGAUUGCCUUGUUGUAGAUGACAAACUUAAUAUAUUGCCAAUAUCAUCAAAUGCUCUCAAUAUAAAGCCACUACCCCCAAAGAGUCUGGACAGCAAAAAAUCACCAGAAGAAGAGGAACUGAUUGAAUUAAAAUCGUCAUUAAGUAUCCAGCCAACUGAUGUUUUGAUCAAGUUAUGUAAAACACUUGAUCAAGCAAAGGCUGUGAUGAAGUUUUUUGAGUCAUUGGCAGAAAAAACUCUUCGUAGUACAGUUACUUUAACCUCUGCCAGAGGUCGUGGAAAAUCGGCAGCAUUGGGUUUAGCUAUGGCUGCAGCUAUUGCUCACAACUACACAAACAUACUUGUAACUUCCCCACAUCCUGAUAAUUUAAAAACUCUUUUCAAAUUUUUGUUAGAAGGUUUUAAAUGCCCCUUGGUUAUGAGGUAUGUUAAAACUACAGAUUAUGAGGAGGUAAGGUCACUCAACCCAGAAUUCAACAAAGCAAUUGUGCAAGUUAAUGUUGUCAGAAAACAUCGUCAGACUGUAAAAUACAUUUACCCGUCAGCAAAUCUAAAAGUUGGCCUUGUUGAGCUUGUAGUUAUUGAUGAAGCUGCAGCUAUUCCUUUACCGUUUGUAAAAAGUUUGCUUGGUCCAUACUUGGUCUUUAUGGCUUCCACAAUAAAUGGGUAUGAAGGAACUGGCAGAUCUUUGUCUUUGAAAUUAAUCUCUCAACUCCGUGAACAAUCUGUAAAUAAUCCUAACCGUUCAAGUGAAAAACCAAGACCUCAAGUUGGGCGUGUUCUGCAUGAAAUUACUCUGAGUGAAUCUAUUCGUUACUCUAGUGGUGAUAAAGUGGAAGGAUGGUUGAAUCAGUUGCUGUGUUUGGAUGUGUCUGUUCCUCCUGUUGUUUUACCUUCAUCUCCUAAUCCAGAUGACUGCAAGUUAUAUUAUGUCAGCAAAGAUACACUUUUUAGUUUCAAUAAAUUUGCUGAAAAAUUUCUCCGAAAACUGGUGUCCAUUUUUGUAGCUUCUCAUUAUAAAAAUAGUCCAAAUGAUUUACUAAUCAUGUCAGAUGCUCCAGCACAUCACAUAUUUUGCCUGUGUGCUCCAUCAGGAAAAAAACUCCCAGAAAUUUUGUGUGUUUUACAGGUUUGCUUGGAAGGUAAAUUAUCUGAGAAUACAGUUAAGAGAGAAUUGAGUCAUGGACGAAGGGGUGCCGGAGAUUUAAUACCAUGGACUAUCUCUCAAGAGUUUUCUGAGCAAGACUUUCCUUCUCUGUCUGGAGCUCGAAUUGUAAGGAUUGCAACUCAUCCAGAUUACCAGAGGAAAGGUUAUGGUUUUAAAGCUUUAAGCCUUUUGCAAGAUUUUUAUGAAGGAAAAUUUGUUACGGAUAGGAGCAUGCCUUUAGAUAUGUCAUCAUAUCUUGUUAAAAAUGAUUUGGAAACUGACGAAAGUUUGUUGGAAGAGACAUUGACGCCUCGAACAUCUUUGCCACCGUUACUUUUUGAAUUAACUCAAAUAAGUCCAGAUAUUUUGGACUAUCUGGGUGUAUCAUAUGGAUUAUCUAACGAUCUUUUAAGGUUCUGGAAAAAAGCUGGAUUUUUGCCUGUUUAUCUUGCUCAUACCCCUAAUCAAGUCACAGGAGAACAUUCAUGUAUCAUGUUGAAACAACUAAAAGGGCUUUCGACUACCUCAAGUUGGUUGCCUUUCUUUUGGUAUGAUUUUUGCCAGAGAACAGUAUUAUCUGUUGCAAUUUUUAAAUUAAAUUGUCAGCUUUUAUUGGAUCUUAUUUCAAGUGAUAUGGAUAUAAAAAAUGAAAACAAAGAAUUAUCAGAAAAAGAAGUUAUCUGUUACCUGGAUGCAAAGGAUUUGGAAGUUUUAAAGACAUUUUGCCAUAGUGAAAAUAAUUUCCUACCUAAUUAUAUUGCAUUUACAUUGUCACAGUUCUAUUUUAUGCAUCGGAUUCCUGAUUGCCAGCUAUCCUUGCAAGAACAAAUGGCUAUGUUUUCCAUUGGAUUGUUGAACAAGUCAUUUCAUGAUGCUAGUCAAAAUUUGAACGUGACUGUAAAUCAAGUUUCUGAAAUUUUUAAAUGUGGAUUGAAAAAAGUUGCUGGAACUGUUUUUAACGUUAUUCAACACUCGAAUCUAAAUUAAUAUUGACUCAUGUAAAGUGAGAGAUUUGUAAAUAAAAAUAUUUUUUCAUCAA